Molecule: messenger RNA, 16284 nt
Organism: Nipponia nippon (crested ibis)
Lineage: Eukaryota; Metazoa; Chordata; Aves; Pelecaniformes; Threskiornithidae
Source: RefSeq, a predicted model, not a curated record
AUGUCGUCCUCCGACGAGGAGACCCUCAGCGAGCGGUCAUGCCGGAGCGAACGGUCGUGCCGGAGCGAGCGCUCCUACCGCAGCGAGCGCUCGGGCAGCCUCUCCCCCUGCCCGCCCGGGGACACCUUGCCCUGGAAUUUGCCCCUCCACGAGCAGAGGAAGCGGAAGAGCCAGGACUCGGUGCUGGACCCGGCCGAGAGGGCUGUCGUCAGGGUCGCAGAUGAACGGGACAGAGUCCAAAAGAAAACCUUCACUAAAUGGGUCAAUAAACACUUGAUGAAGGUGCGCAAGCACAUCAACGACCUCUACGAAGACUUGCGAGAUGGCCACAACCUCAUCUCCCUCCUGGAGGUGCUGUCGGGAGUGAAGCUGCCGCGUGAGAAGGGGCGGAUGCGUUUCCACCGGCUGCAGAACGUGCAGAUUGCCCUGGAUUUCCUGAAGCAGCGACAGGUGAAACUGGUGAACAUUCGCAAUGAUGACAUUACAGACGGCAACCCCAAGCUCACCCUGGGGCUCAUAUGGACGAUCAUCCUCCACUUCCAGAUCUCCGACAUCUACAUCAGCGGGGAGUCGGGGGAUAUGUCGGCCAAGGAGAAGCUGCUUCUGUGGACACAGAAGGUGACGGCAGGUUACAUCGGGGUGAAGUGCACCAACUUCUCGUCAUGCUGGAGCGAUGGGAAGAUGUUCAACGCCCUCAUCCACAGAUACAGGCCAGAUCUGGUGGACAUGGAGAGGGUGCAGAUCCAGAGUAACCGGGAGAACCUGGAGCAGGCCUUCGAGAUCGCCGAGAGGCUGGGGGUCACACGGCUGCUGGAUGCCGAAGAUGUGGACGUCCCCUCUCCGGACGAGAAAUCCGUGAUAACUUACGUGUCUUCCAUCUACGAUGCCUUUCCCAAAGUCCCCGAGGGAGGAGAAGGGAUCAGCGCUAUCGAGGUGGAUUCGAGGUGGCUGGAGUACCAGAGCCGUGUGGAGUCCCUCAUCUCGUGGAUCAAACAGCACACGAUACUCAUGUCCGAUAAAUCCUUCCCCCAGAACCCUGUAGAGCUAAAGGCACUUUAUAACCAGUACAUACACUUCAAAGAAACUGAAAUCCCAGCGAAAGAGCAGGAAAAAGGAAGGAUAGAGGAGCUCUACAAACUGUUAGAGGUGUGGAUUGAAUUUGGACGCAUCAAGUUGCCCCAGGGCUACCACCCCAACGACGUGGAGGAGGAGUGGGGCAAGCUCAUCAUAGAGAUGCUGGAGCGUGAGAAGCUCCUGCGGCCGGCGGUGGAGAGGCUGGAAUUGCUGCUACAAAUUGCUAACAAAAUCCAGAAUGGUGCUCUGAGCUGUGAAGAAAAACUCACUCUGGCGAAGAACACGCUGCAAGCUGACGCUGCUCACCUGGAGUCGGGCCAGCCGGUGCAGUACGAAUCCGACGUGGUCGUGUAUCUGCAGGAGUGCGAGGGGCUCAUCCGCCAGCUGCAGGUGGAUGUGCAGAUCCUUCGGGAUGAGAAUUACUACCAGCUGGAGGAGCUGGUGUUCAGGAUCAUGCGGCUGCAAGAUGAGCUGGUGACGCUGAGGCUGGAAUGCACUAACCUGUACAGGAAAGGCCACUUCUCCACCCUGGAGCUGGUGCCCACGUCCACGCUGAGCACGACGCACUUGAAGGGCGAGUCCCUGACGAAAGGGCUGCACACCUCCUCUGCCUCCUGGUUCCGGAAGCCCAUGACCAGGACAGAGCUGGUGGCCAUCUCUUCUUCCGAAGACGAAGGCAGCCUCCGGUUCGUGUACGAGCUGCUGGCCUGGGUGGAAGAAAUGCAGAUGAGACUGGAGCGGGCAGAGUGGGGGAGCGACCUGCCAAGCGUGGAAACCCAGCUGGAGACCCAGCGGCACGUCCACACCAGCGUGGAGGACCUGGGCUCCAGCGUAAAGGAGGCCCGGAUGUACGAGGGUAAAAUGUCUCAGAAUUUCCGUGCUAGCUACACGGAGACGCUUGGCAAGCUGGAGACGCAGUACUGCAAGCUGAUGGAAACCUCGAGCUUCCGGCUGAGGCACCUCCAGAGCUUGCACGGGUUUGUGUCCCGGGCCACCGCUGAGCUGAUUUGGCUGAAUGAGAAGGAGGAGGAGGAACUGGCCUACGACUGGAGCGACAACAACCCUAACAUUGCAGCCAAGAAAAACUACUUCUCGGAGCUGACGACGGAGCUGGAAGAGAAGCAGGACAUCUUCCGCUCCCUCCAAGACACAGCCGAGCUGCUGUCCCUGGAGAACCACCCGGCCAAGCAAACCGUAGAGGCCUACAGCGCUGCCGUGCAGAGUCAGUGGCAGUGGAUUAAGCAGCUCUGCCUGUGCGUGGAACAGCACGUGAAGGAGAACGCCGCCUAUUUCCAGUUCUUCAGUGACGCCCGGGAGUCGGAGACCUACCUGCGCAACCUGCAGGACUCCAUCAAAAGGAAGUAUUCUUGCGACCAUAACACGAGCCUGACGCGGCUGGAGGACCUGCUGCAAGACUCCAUGGACGAGAAGGAGCAGCUCAUUCAGUCGAAGAGCUCCGUUGCCAGCCUGGUGGGACGGUCCAAAAGCAUCGUUCAGCUCCGGCCCAGGAACCCAGAGCACCUUGUGAAGAGCACGAUCCCCAUCAAAGCUGUUUGUGACUAUCGGCAGAUCGAGAUCACCAUCUGCAGGAACGACGAGUGCGUGCUGGAGGACAAUUCCCAGAGGACCAAGUGGAAGGUGAUCAGUCCCACGGGGAACGAGGCCAUGGUGCCCUCUGUCUGCUUCCUGAUCCCCCCGCCCAACAAAGAGGCCAUUGAGAUGGCCAGCAGGGUAGAACAGUUGUACCAGAAAGUGAUGGCUCUCUGGCACCAGCUCCACAUGAACACAAAGAGCCUCAUCUCCUGGAACUACCUGCGGAAGGACAUAGCCCUGGUGCAAAGCUUCAGCAUGGAGAAGCUCCGGUCCUUAGCACAAGGGGAGUGCCAGCAAGCCAUGAAGAGCCUCCAGGCGCACUACGAGGAUUUCCUGCAGGACAGCCGCGACUCGGAGCUCUUCUCGGUGUCGGACCGGCUGCGCCUGGAGGAGGAAGUGGAGUCUUCCAAGGAACACAUCCGGCAGCUGCUGGAGUCCAUGGAGAACGAAGACAAGGAUGAGACCGUUGCCAGGACGUAUCUCUCGGAGCUGAAGAAUAUCCGUCUGCGCCUGGAGGAGUGUGAGCAGAGGCUAGUGAGCCGGAUCCAGUCCCCAAGCAGCACCCGAGCAGAUGGUGAUACUAUCCAGGAGAACACCAUCCGCAUUGCAGAGCAGGAGCGCUUGCAGGAGGAUCUGCAGCGGCUGCAAUCGGACCUGCGGUUCGUUUCUGAGAGAUGCUACAGCUUCCUCGAGAAGGCGCCCGCGGGGUCCAGCACGCCCCACUUGCGUUCCGAACUUGACUUGGUGGUGAACAAGAUGGACCAGAUGUGUGGGCUGUCUUCCAUCUACCUGGACAAGUUGAAGACAGUUGAUGUUAUUAUUCGUAACACCCAAGGAGCAGAGUCUCUGGUCAAAGGGUACGAGGUUAAGCUGAGCCAAGAGGAGGCAGUCCCCGCCGACCUGGCAGCUAUUCAGUCUCACAGAGCGGCGUUACAGCAAUGGCUCGGGGAAGUGAAGGACAAGAGCUCCGUCUUCUCCACGUUGGAGGAGGAGAUGGCAAAGGCGAAGGUGGUGGGAGAGCAGCUGUACCGGCUGAGACAAGAGCGCAGCAUCGACCUCGAGCGCUAUCAGGAGAAGGGAAGCCAGCUGUGGGAUCGCUGGCAGCGAGUCUGCGCCCAGAUUGAGACCCGCCACGCGGAGCUGGAGAGCAUCCAGGAGGUGCUGAGUGAUUACCGGCAGUGCCACAGUGCCCUAAUCCAGUGGAUCGAGGAGAUCACUGUCCAGCAGGAGCUGAUGAAGCCCGGGCAGGCGGAGGACAGCCGGGUGCUGUCGGAGCAGCUGAGCCAGCAAACGGCUUUGGCUGCAGAAAUUGAGAAAAAUCAAGCCAAACUGGACCAGUGCCAGAAAUUCUCCCAGCAAUACUCAGCUGCCGUCAAGGACUACGAGCUGCAGCUCAUGACGUACAGGGCAUUUGUCGAGUCGCAGCAGAAGUCUCCCAUGAAACGCCGGCGCAUGCUCUCGUCCUCGGACGCCAUCACGCAGGAGUUUAUGGAUUUGCGGACUCGCUAUACAGCUCUGGUAACGUUAACCACGCAGCACGUGAAGUACAUCAGCGAUGCUCUCCGGCGGCUGGAGGAGGAGGAGAAAGUAGUGGAGGAGGAGAAGCAGGAGCAUGUGGACAAGGUGAAGGAGCUCCUGGGCUGGGCCCUGGGCUUGAAGCAGAGCGUACAGGGCAGGACGGCGGCUGCCGGGAGCAGAGAGCUGGGCGACAUCGAGAAAUCCAUCUCGGAGCAGCAGGCCCUGAAUGAGGAGCUGGCUGCAAAGAAGGAGCAGGUCUCUGAGGCCAUCAAAACUUCACAAAUCUUCCUGGCAAAACACAGCCACAAGCUUUCCCAUCCAGAGAAGGAACAGAUUUCUGCUCAGAUCGGUGCCCUGAAGGAGACCUACCAGGCGCUCUGCAGCGACUCCACGGAGCAGCUCCAGCAGCUCCAGAGCCAGCUGGCUCAGGAGACGGAGCACAAGACGCUGCAGGAGCAGCAGGCAGCCCGGGCGCAGAGCCUGGCUGAGCUGAGCCGCUGGCUGCACCAGGCAGAGGACACGCUGGCAGAGCAGCAGAGAGUGGCCAGCGAAGGGGACCUGUCCGCCUUGCAGCAGAAGCAAAGCGAUGUUAAGGAGCUGCAGAGGAACAUGCACACCCGAGCCGCCUCCUUUGCCAGCGUCCUGAAAAGCACAGAGGAGUUUUUGGAGGAGAACAAGGCAAAGAUGGAGCCCGGGGAGCUGGCAGCCCUGCAAGAGAAGCUCCAGCGUGCCAAGGAGCAGUACCGGUCCCUGCAGGAGAGGACGGAGGUGGCCCAGAAGGAGCUGGAGAGCGCUGUGACUGCUGCAGUGCAGCAGGAGACUGAAAAGGUGAAAGCUGCCAAAGAGCUGGAGGAGAACAGCAAUAAGAUCGAUUCCCUUUUGAAGUGGGUGGCAUCGCUGGAGCAGAAGGGAGGGCUCCUGGAGUACAGACCGCACCCCAUCGAGCCAGCGGCAGGGGCGCGAGCGGGGACGGGCACUCGGGACGUCCCCGACAGCCGUGUCGUGGGAGCAGACAGCGCUGCCGAGAGCCUGGAUGAGGAGUACAAGAGGCUGAAGGCCCAGCACCAGGAGCUGCUGUCCCAGCAGCAGGACAUCAUCCUGGCCACGCAGUCGGCGCAGGCUUUCCUGGACAAGCAUGGCCACAGCCUGGCUGGGGAGGAACGGGACCAGCUCCAGGGCCAGCUGGCAGAGCUGAAGGACCAGUAUGCAGCUUCCCUCUCGCAGUCGGAAACGCGGCUGAAGCAAGUGCAAGUCCUGCGGGACGAGCUGCAGAAGUUCUUGCGGGAUCACGGGGAGUUUGAGGCUUGGCUGAAGCAAGCGGAGCAGGAUCUGGAGGGGAUGUACAAGGGGGACAGCGACCCCACGGCCCUCCGGCAGCUGCUCCUGCGACAGGGGAGCUUCUCAGAAGACGUCAUCUCCCACAAAGGCGACCUGCGGUUUGUUACCAUGUCAGGGCAGAAGGUGCUGGAUGCGGAGGGAGCUGCUGGGGACGCGGGGUCCCAGCUGCUGACGUCCGGGAGCGUGGUCAAGAGCAAGCUGGAGGAUGCAACGCAGCGAUACACCACGCUGCACUCCAAGUGCACCAAGCUCAGCUCCCACCUGAACACCUUGCUGGAUCACUACCAGCAGUUCCAGGAGGUGGCGGAGUCUCUCAGGACAUGGCUGCAGGAGAGCGAAGCUGCCGUUGGGAAACUGCUCUCGGAGACAGUUUCUUCAGAUCCGGCCAUUCUGCAAAAGCAGCUCACCAGCGCUAAGCAGCUGCAGGGAGACCUCGCUGAGCAUCAGGUGCUGGUGGAGAAGCUCCAGAAAGCGGCUCGGUCCCUGCUGGAGGUACAAGGGGAGCCGGCCCCGGACCACGGGCACAUUCAGGAAACAACCGAUGCCAUCGUGAGCCGCUUCCAGAGCCUCUCCCAGCAGAUGGCCGAGCGCUCGGACCUGCUGCAGAAAUCCAUUGCCCAGUCCCAGAGCGUCCAGGAGAGCCUGGAGAGCCUCCUCCAGUCGGUGGCUGAGAUUGAGAAGAACCUGGAGGGAGAGCAGCCGGCCGUGCUCUCCUCCACCUCCAUCCAGGACUCACUGGCCACAAACGUGAAGCUGAAGCAGGACAUCGCCAGGCAGAAGAGCUGCCUGGAAGCCACCCGUGAGAUGGUGACGCGGUUCAUGGAGGCAGCGGACAGCCCCACGGCCUCUGCCCUGCAGGGCAAGCUGGCAGAGGUGACGGAGCAUUUCGGCAGGCUCUGCCAGCAGCAGCGGGAGAGGGAGGACGCGCUGAAGGGCCUCCUGCCGAAGGUCGAGCAGUAUGAGCAGCUCUCGGAGAAGUUGCGGCAGUUCACGGAGAGCAGAGCGCGGAUGUUGGCAUCUGGGAACCAGCCAGACCGGGACAUCGCUCACUUCUCCCAGCACAUCCAGGAACUGAAUUCGGAGAUGAGGCGGCACCAGGAGGACCUGGCCGCCCUGGAGCACCUGGCUGCAGAGCUGGGCUCCUGCGGCUUCGCCCCCGGCGCCUCCCAGCAGCAGGAGAAGCUGCAGAGCCUGAAGAAAGACUUCCUGCAGCUGCAGAAGGUGGCGAAAGAGAGAGAAAAGGAUGCGUCGUCCUGCCAGGAGCAACUGGAUGAAUUUCGGAAGCUGGUCGGGGCUGUGAGGAAGUGGCUGAGGGAGAGCGAAGGCAAAAUGCCGCCUGCCGAGACCUCCCUGGGCACCCAGGAGCUGCACAAGCGCAGGCAGCAGAUCCAGGAUCUCCUGGAGGAGUGGAAGGGGAAGGGGGCCCAGGUGGAGGAGAUCGGCCGCAGAGGGACCCUCCUGGAGAACCUGAUCGUGGAGAUUACGGCCCCUGACACCCCGUCCAAGGCAGGUGCUGCGCUGCCCGCUCCAGGAGGGUCGGUAGGCAGCGUGAACGGAUACCACACGUGCAAAGAUCUGACCGAGAUCCAGUGCGAUGUGGCGGACGUGAGCCAGCAGUACCAGGGCCUCGGCGCGGCGCUGCGGGAACGCCAACAGCAGCUCUCGGCUAUGCUGGAGAAGAUGCAAGAAGUGCAGGAGGAGGCAAGCUCGAUGCUGAAGUGGCUGGAGUCGAAGGAACGAACACUGUCAGAGCUGGACGCCUCCUCCUCACCCACCAAGACGGAGACGAUGAGAGCCCAGGCUGAGCACAACAAGGCAUUUCUGGCUGAAUUGGAACAGAAUUCUGGGAAAAUCCAGAAGGUAAAGGAAGCACUUUCUGGCUUGCUGGAGAAAUACCCAGAUUCUCCAGAAGCAGCAAACUGGAAGAAGAUGCAGGAGGACCUGAAUUGCAGGUGGGAAAGAGCCAGCCAGGCGACGGCCGAGCGGCAGCAGAAGCUGGAGGAGUCGGCGAACCAGCUGGCCAGCUUCCAGGCUGCCGAAGCCCAGCUGCGCCCCUGGCUCAUGGAGAAGGAGCUGAUGAUGAGCGUGCUGGGACCCCUCUCCAUCGACCCGAACAUGCUGAACGCGCAGAAGCAGCAGGUCCAGUUUAUGCUGAAGGAAUUUGAAGCUCGCAGACAACAGCACGAGCAGCUCAACCAGGCAGCUCAGAGCAUCUUGACUGGCCCUGGAGAUGUUUCUCCAUCCACUAACCAGGUGCGGGAAGAGCUCCAAGGGGUUAAUCAGAAAUGGUCUGAGCUAACAGAACGCCUCAACUCCCGCUCCAGCCAAAUAGACCAAGCCAUAGUGAAGAGUACCCAGUACCAGGAGCUCCUCCAGGGCCUCUCCGAGAAGGUGAAGGCAGUUGGGCAGCGCCUGAGCAGCCAGUCUGCCGUCAGCACGCAGCCCGAUGCCGUGAAACAGCAGCUGGAGGAAACCAGUGAGAUCCGCUCGGAUCUGGAGCAGCUGGAAGAGGAGAUCGCAGAGGCUCAGACCCUCUGCGAUGACCUCUCUGUCCUGAUCGGGGAGCAGUAUCUCAAAGAUGAGUUAAGGAAACGUCUGGAGACGGUGGCGCUUCCUCUCAAAGGCCUGGAAGACCUGGCAGCCGACCGGAUGAACCGACUGCAGACUGCACUUGCAAGUUCCCAGCAGUUCCAGCAUAUGUUUGAUGAACUCAGGACCUGGCUAGAUGACAAACUGUGCCAGCAAGCUCAGAGCCAACCGAUUUCUGCUAAACUGGAGAGGCUACAGAGCCAAAUUCAGGAACAAGAAGAGUUCCAGAAGAGCCUCAACCAACACAGUGGCUCCUACGAGAUGAUUGUAGCCGAGGGAGAAUCUUUGCUGCUUUCUGUCCAGCCUGGGGAGGAGAAGACCACUCUGCAAAACCAGUUGGUCAGCCUCAAAACACACUGGGAAGAGCUCAGCAAACAGGCUGCUGAUAGACACUCUAAGCUCAAGGACUGUUUGCAGAAAGCUCAGAAGUACCAACGGCACACGGAGGACCUCCUCCCUUGGGUGGAGGACUGCAAGGCAAAGAUGUCAGAGCUGGAAGUAACUCUGGAUCCGGUGCAGCUGGAGGCAACUCUUCUGAGAUCAAAGGCUAUGCUGAGCGACGUGGAGAAGCGUCGCUCCUUGCUGGAGAUGCUGAACAGCGCUGCCGACAUCCUGAUUGAUGCUUCUCAAACCGAUGAGGAUGACAUUCGGGAUGAGAAGGCUGGGAUCAAUCAGAAGAUGGAUGCCAUCACAGAAGAGCUGCAAGCCAAGACGGGCUCCAUCGAAGAAAUGUCACAGAGGCUCAAGGAGUUUCAAGAGAGCUUCAAGAACAUUGAGAAGAAGCUGGAAGGGGCGAAGCACCAGCUGGAGAUCUAUGAUGCCCUAGGGCCGCAAGCCUGCAGCAACAAGAAUUUGGAGAAGCUCAGGGCACAGCAGGAGGUACUGCAGGCCCUGGAGCCACAAGUGGAUUAUCUGAAAAACUUCACUCAAGGUCUAGUAGAAGAUGCCCCAGAUGGGUCCGACUGUUCCCAGCUCUUAAGCCAAGCUGAGGUGGCUCAGCAGGACUUCAAAGCUGUGAAGCAGAAAGUAAAUGACUGCUGUACGCUCAUGGAAAACAAGCUCGAAGGGAUUGGCCAAUUCAAUAAUCGGGUGAGGGAGAUGUUCUCUCAACUGGCAGAUCUUGAUGAUGAGUUAGACAGCAUGGGCCCCAUCGGGAGAGACUCUGACAGCCUUCAGUCCCAAGCAGAGGACGUUCGCACCUUCCUGGGCAAACUCCACAGGCUGAAGUCUGACAUUGAAGCUUCUGAAAGUGAAUGUAAGAAGAUGCUGGAGGAUGAAGGGAGCCCUGAUUUAUUAGGACUGAAACGUGAACUGGAGACGCUGAAUAAACAGUGCAGCAAACUGACCGAGAGAGGCAAGAACCGUCAGGAGCAGGUAGAAACGACGCUGUCUCGUGUUGAGGACUUUUACAGCAGGCUGAAGGAGCUGACCCACAUGACAACCGCGGCAGAGGAGAACGAGGCAUUGCAGUGGGUGGUGGGAACAGAGGUGGAAACCAUCAACCAGCAGUUGGCAGACUUCAAGCUGUUCCAGAAGGAGCAAGUGGAUCCUCUCCAGCUAAAACUACAGCAAGUCAAUGGAGUUGGUCAAGGGCUCAUCCAAAGCGCCGGGAAAAACUGUGACGUCCAAGGGCUGGAGCAUGACAUGGAAGAAAUCAACACCCGCUGGAACACCCUCAACAAGAAGGUGGCCCAAAGAGUUGCCCAGCUGCAAGAGGCCCUGUUGCACUGCGGGAAGUUUCAGGAUGCCCUGGAGCCGUUGCUGAGCUGGCUGGCGGACACCGAGGAGCUCAUCUCCAACCAGAAGCCUCCCUCCGCGGAGUACAAGGUGGUGAAAGCCCAGAUCCAGGAGCAGAAGCUGCUCCAGCGACUCCUGGACGAUCGCAAAGCCACUGUUGAGAUGAUCCAAGCGGAGGGAGGGAGGAUCGCGCAGUCAGCCGAGCCCGCGGAUCGGGAGAAGAUUGUCGGCCAACUGGAGAGCCUGGAGCGGCGCUGGGCAGGGCUGCUGGGCAGGGCGGCCGGCAGGCAGAAGCAGCUGGAGGACAUCUUGGUCCUGGCAAAGCAGUUCCACGAAACCACGGAGCCUGUGUCGGACUGGCUGUCGGUGACGGAGAAGAAACUGGCCAACUCGGAGCCCAUCGGUACCCAGACUGCCAAAAUCCAGCAGCAGAUCAGUCGGCACAAGGCUUUAGAGGAAGAGAUAGAGAGCCACGCGGCCGACGUGUCUCGGGCGGUCGGUGUCGGGCAGUCCCUCUCCUCCCUGAGCUGUGCCGCUGAGCGGAGGCUGCUGGCAGAGAAGCUAGACUCUCUGCAGACCCGCUACGGCGAGGUCCACGACCGGUGCUGCCGGAAGGCAGCGCUGCUGGAUCAGGCGCUGUCUAACGCCAGGCUCUUUGGGGAGGAGGAGGUGGAAGUGCUCAACUGGCUGGCUGAGGUCGAGGACAAGCUCGGCUCGGUAUCCGUAAAGGAUUACAAACGGGACGUCCUGCAGAAGCAGCAUGCCGACCAGCUGGCUUUGAACGAGGAAAUUGUGAACAGGAAGAAGAACGUGGACCAAGCCAUUAGAAACGGGCAAGCUCUUCUGAAGCAAACCACAGGGGAGGAGGUGUUGCUGAUCCAGGAGAAGCUGGAUGGGAUUAAGACCCGCUAUUCGGACAUCACCGCUGCCAGCUCCAAGGCGCUGCGCACGCUGGAGCAGGCUCGGCAGCUGGCCACCAAGUUCCAGUCCACGCAUGAGGAGCUCACCGGCUGGAUGAGCAAAGUGGAGGACGAGCUGGCUUCCAGCGGGGGACGGUCCCCCGCCGGCGAGCAGAUACCCCAGUUCCAGCAAAGACAAAAGGAGCUGAAGAAGGAGGUGAUGGAGCACAGGCUCGUCCUGGACACGGUGAACGAGGUGAGCCGAGCCCUCUUGGAGCUGGUUCCCUGGCGAGCCCGCGAAGGGCUGGAUAAACUCGUGUCGGACACCAACGAGCGCUACAAGGUGGUCAGCGACACCAUCAAGCAGAGGGUGGAAGAAAUCGAUGCUGCUAUUCAGAGGUCUCAACAGUACGAGCAGGCGGCCGACGCGGAGCUGGCCUGGGUGGCUGAGACCAAGCGGAAGCUGAUGGCUCUGGGUCCCAUCCGCCUGGAGCAGGACCAGACGACGGCUCAGCUGCAGGUGCAGAAGGCUUUUUCCAUCGACAUUAUUCGGCACAAAGACUCCAUGGAUGAACUGUUCAGCCAGCGCAAUGAGAUCUUUGGGACGUGCGGGGAGGAACAAAAAGCCGUUCUCCAGGAGAAAACCGAGUCCCUGGUGCAACAGUACGAAGCCGUGAGCCAGCUCAACUCGGAGCGCUACGCUCGCUUGGAGCGCGCCCAGGUCCUGGUCAACCAGUUCUGGGAGACCUACGAGGAGCUGAACCCUUGGAUCGAGGAGACGCAAGCCCUCAUCUCCCAGCUGCCCCCUCCGGCCAUCGAUCACGAGCAGCUGAAGCAGCAGCAGGAGGACAUGAGGCAACUGAGAGAGUCCAUUGCUGAACAUAAGCCUCAUAUUGACAAGCUGCUGAAAAUCGGACCGCAGCUCAAGGACCUCAACCCCGAGGAAGGGGAGAUGGUGCAGAAAAAAUACUCGACGGCUGAGGCCAUGUAUGCCAAAAUCAAGGAGGAGGUGUGCCAGCGGGCUCUCGCGCUCGACGAAGCCGUCUCGCAGUCCACCCAGAUUACGGAGUUCCACGAUAAGAUCGAGCCCAUGCUGGAGACGCUGGAGACCCUCUCCUCCCGCCUGCGCAUGCCGCCCCUCAUCCCCGCCGAGGUCGAUAAGAUCCGGGAGUGCAUCAGCGAGAACAAAAACGCCACCGUGGAGCUGGAGAAGCUGCAGCCCUCCUUCGAGGCUCUGAAACGCCGCGGGGAAGAGCUGAUCGGCCGAUCACAGGGAACAGACAAGGACCUGGCAGCAAAAGUCAUCCAGGAUAAGUUGGAUCAGAUGGUCUUCUUCUGGGAAGAUAUCAAAGCUCGGGCGGAGGAACGUGAAAUGAAGUUCCUUGAUGUGCUGGAGCUUGCAGAGAAGUUCUGGUACGACAUGGCAGCCCUCCUGACUACCAUCAAAGACACGCAGGACAUCGUUCACGACCUGGAGAGCCCAGGCAUUGACCCCUCCAUCAUCAAGCAGCAGGUGGAAGCGGCAGAGACUAUUAAAGAGGAGACGGAUGGCUUGCAUGAAGAGCUGGAGUUCAUCCGACUCCUUGGAACUGAUUUAAUUUUUGCCUGUGGCGAAACUGAGAAGCCAGAAGUGAAGAAGAGCAUUGAUGAGAUGAACAACGCGUGGGAAAAUCUAAACAAAACGUGGAAGGAGAGGCUUGAAAAGCUUGAAGAAGCCAUGCAGUCGGCUGUGCAAUACCAAGAUACGCUUCAAGCCAUGUUCGACUGGCUGGAUAACGCCGUGAUCAAACUCUGCAACAUGUCUCCUGUCGGCACUGACCUCAACACGGUUAAGGAGCAAAUGAACGAGAUGAAGGAGUUUAAAAUGGAGGUUUACCAGCAGCAGAUUGAGAUGGAAAAGCUUAAUCACCAAGGUGAACUGAUGCUAAAAAAAGCUACAGAUGAGACAGACAGAGACAUCAUAAAGGAACCACUGACAGAGCUGAAACAUCUCUGGGAGAAUUUGGGCGAGAAAAUUGCUCACAGACAGCAUAAGUUAGAAGCCGCUCUCCUGGCGCUCGGCCAGUUCCAGCACGCGUUGGCGGAGCUGAUGGCCUGGCUGACCCACACCGAGGAGCUGCUCGACGCACAAAAACCCAUCAAUGGAGACCCAAAAAUCAUCGAGGUUGAACUCGCAAAGCACCAUGUGCUGAAGAACGACGUCCUGGCCCACCAAGCGACCGUGGAGACGGUGAACAAAGCGGGCAACGAGCUGCUGGAGUCGAGCGCAGGGGACGAUGCGAGCAGCCUGCGAAACCGCCUGGAGAAGCUGAACUCGUGCUGGGAGUCGGUGCUGCAGAAGACGGAGGAGAGGGAGCAGCAGCUGCAGUCCACGCUCCAGCAGGCCCAGGGUUUCCAUGGUGAGAUUGAAGACUUCCUCCUGUGGCUAACGAGGAUGGAGAGCCAAUUGUCGGCAUCAAAACCCACAGGAGGUCUGCCAGAAACUGCCCGGGAGCAGCUCAAUGCCCACAUGGAGCUGUACGGCCAGCUGAAAGCCAAGGAGGACGUCUACAGUCAGCUGCUGGCCUAGGGGCGACUGAUGCUGCUGAACCGCGACGACUCCGGCUCUGGCUCAAAGACGGAGCAGAGCGUAGCGCUGCUGGAGCAGAAAUGGUGUCUGGUCAGCACCAAGAUGGAGGAGAGAAAGGCGAAGCUGGAGGAGGCACUGGCCCUGGCCACGGACUUCCAGAACUCCCUCCAGGACUUCAUCAACUGGCUGACGCUGGCCGAGCAGAGCCUGAACAUCGCGCCCCCGGCCAGCCUCAUCCUCAACGCCGUGCUGGCCCAGAUCGACGAGCACAAGGUGUUCGCCAACGAGGUGAACGCUCAUCGGGAUCGGAUCAUCGAGCUGGAUCAAACCGGCAACCAGCUGAAGUUUCUCAGUCAAAAGCAGGAUGUGGUGUUGAUCAAGAACCUGCUGGUGAGCGUCCAGUCCCGCUGGGAGAAGGUCGUCCAGCGCUCAGUGGAGCGGGGACGGGCUCUUGAUGAUGCUAGGAAGCGAGCCAAGCAGUUCCAUGAAGCUUGGAAGAAACUGGUUGAUUGGCUGGAGGACGCAGAGAAUCACCUGGACUCGGAGCUGGAGAUUUCCAAUGAUCCUGACAAAAUCAAGCUCCAGCUCUCCAAACACAAGGAGUUCCAGAAGACGCUGGGCGGGAAGCAGCCCGUCUACGACACCACCAUCAGGACGGGCAGAGCCCUCAAAGAAAAAGCCUUGCUUCCAGAUGACACUCAAAAGCUGGACAAUUUACUGGGAGAAGUCCGGGAUAAGUGGGACACAGUGUGCGGGAAAUCUGUGGAAAGGCAGCACAAGCUGGAAGAAGCCCUCUUGUUCUCUGGUCAGUUCAUGGAUGCGCUGCAGGCCUUGGUGGACUGGCUCUACAAGGUGGAACCCCAGUUGGCUGAAGACCAGCCUGUCCACGGUGACCUGGAUCUGGUCAUGAACCUGAUGGAUGCUCACAAGGUUUUCCAGAAGGAGCUGGGGAAGCGCACGGGGACGGUCCAGGUGCUCAAGCGCUCUGGCCGGGAGCUCAUCGAGAACAGCCGGGACGACACGACCUGGGUGAAGGUGCAGCUGCAGGAGCUGAGCAACCGGUGGGACACGGUGUGCAAGCUGUCCGUGUCCAAACAAACCCGUCUGGAACAGGCCUUGAAGCAGGCAGAGGAGUUCAGGACGGCUGUGCACGUGCUGCUGGAGUGGCUCUCGGAGGCAGAGCAGUCCCUGCGCUUUCGGGGAGCGCUGCCCGACGACGCCGAGGCGUUGCAGUCCCUCAUUGACACACACAAGGAGUUCAUGAAGAAAGUGGAGGAGAAGAGAGUGGACAUGAACGCGGCGGUGUGCAUGGGGGAGGUCAUCCUGGCCGCCUGCCAUCCCGACUGCAUCACCACGAUCAAACACUGGAUCACCAUCAUCCGAGCCAGGUUCGAGGAGGUUCUCACGUGGGCGAAGCAGCACCAGCAGAGACUGGAGUCUGCGCUUUCCGAGCUGGUGGCAAAUGCAGAGCUUCUAGAAGAGCUCCUGGCUUGGAUCCAGUGGGCUGAGACAACCCUGAUGCAGCGGGACCAGGAGCCCAUGCCGCAAAAUAUCGAUCAGGUCAAAGCCCUCAUCUCCGAACACCAGUCCUUUAUGGAGGAGAUGACACGGAAACAGCCAGACGUGGACCGGGUCACGAAGACGUACAAGAGGAAAGCUACUGAGCCCCCCCACGGGCCUUUCAUCGAGAAGUCGCGCAGCAACAGUACGUCUCCGCUCGAUUCACGGCUUUCGGUGAAACGUGCUACGAUGGGAGGAAAUGAAACGCAUAGGAAACUAAUUAACUUUGAUUAUCAAUUAACAAGGCAUCCUGCAUUGACAGCCACCAGGAAGCGAAACGAGGCCCUGGACAGACGGGAGGAGUUGAAGGAGUUUGCAAACUUCGACUUCGAUGUCUGGCGGAAGAAGUAUAUGCGCUGGAUGAACCACAAGAAAUCCCGCGUCAUGGACUUCUUCCGGCGCAUCGACAAAGACCAAGAUGGGAAGAUCACCCGGCAGGAGUUCAUCGAUGGCAUCCUGGCCUCUAAAUUCCCCACCACGAAGCUGGAGAUGACUGCGGUGGCCGACAUCUUUGACCGUGACGGCGACGGCUACAUCGAUUACUAUGAGUUUGUGGCUGCUCUCCAUCCCAACAAGGAUGCCUACCGCCCCACCACUGAUGCCGACAAGAUCGAAGAUGAGGUCACCAGGCAAGUGGCCCAGUGCAAGUGUGCCAAGAGAUUUCAAGUGGAGCAGAUCGGCGAGAACAAAUACCGGUUCGGCGAUUCCCAGCAGCUGCGGCUGGUCCGUAUCCUGCGGAGCACGGUCAUGGUCCGUGUCGGCGGAGGGUGGAUGGCCCUGGAUGAAUUUUUAGUGAAGAAUGAUCCUUGCAGAGCACGAGGACGGACCAACCUUGAGCUCCGAGAGAAAUUCAUCUUGCCGGAGGGAGCCUCCCAAGGAAUGACACCGUUCCGAUCACGAGGCCGAAGAUCAAAACCGUCCUCGCGGGCAGCCUCCCCGACACGAUCCAGUUCCAGUGCCAGCCAGAGCAACCACAGCUGCGCCUCCAUGCCAUCCUCUCCCGCAACUCCAGCCAGCGGAGCCAAGGUGACCCCCUCCGCGGGCAGCAAGCUGAAGCGACCCACCUUCCACUCCAGCCGCACCUCCCUGGCUGGGGACACCAGUAACAGCUCCUCACCGGUCUCUACAGGUGCCAAAACCAGUCGGGCAGAUCCCAAAAAAACAGCCAGUCGUCCCACCAGCCGCGCCGGGAGCCGCACGGGCAGCCGGGCCAGCAGCCGGCGGGGCAGCGACGCCUCCGAUUUUGACCUGCUGGAAACGCAGUCGGCGUGCUCGGACACUUCGGAGAGCAGCGUGGCCGGCGGGCAGGGCGGCUCGCGCCGGGGAAUGGCCAAGCCCUCCAAAAUCCCGACCAUGUCCAAGAAAACAACCACUGCCACCCCGAAAACUCCAGGCCCUAAAAGAUAA